Molecule: messenger RNA, 849 nt
Organism: Emys orbicularis (European pond turtle)
Lineage: Eukaryota; Metazoa; Chordata; Testudines; Emydidae
Gene: STX1B
Product: syntaxin 1B
Exons: 9
Coding region: 67-849 (260 amino acids)
Biological process (GO): exocytic insertion of neurotransmitter receptor to postsynaptic membrane; synaptic vesicle fusion to presynaptic active zone membrane; intracellular protein transport
Cellular component (GO): SNARE complex; endomembrane system; plasma membrane
Molecular function (GO): SNAP receptor activity; SNARE binding
Source: RefSeq, a predicted model, not a curated record
UCUCCUCUCCAGGCCAAAGACAGCGACGAUGAAGAAGAGGUGGUUCAUGUGGACCGGGAUCAUUUUAUGGAUGAAUUCUUCGAACAGGUGGAGGAGAUCCGCGGCUGCAUAGAGAAGCUGUCGGAGGACGUGGAGCAGGUGAAGAAGCAGCACAGUGCCAUCCUGGCUGCUCCCAACCCAGACGAGAAGACCAAGCAGGAGCUGGAGGACCUCACGGCCGACAUCAAGAAGACGGCCAACAAGGUGCGCUCCAAGUUGAAAGCCAUCGAGCAGAGCAUUGAGCAGGAGGAGGGGCUGAACCGGUCCUCGGCUGACCUGCGGAUCCGUAAAACACAGCACUCCACCCUAUCCCGUAAGUUUGUGGAGGUGAUGACGGAGUACAACGCCACCCAGUCCAAAUACCGGGACCGCUGCAAGGAUCGGAUCCAGAGGCAAUUGGAGAUAACUGGCCGGACAACCACCAACGAAGAGCUCGAAGACAUGCUGGAGAGCGGCAAACUGGCUAUUUUCACUGAUGAUAUCAAAAUGGACUCACAGAUGACGAAACAGGCUCUGAACGAGAUCGAGACCCGACAUAAUGAGAUCAUCAAACUGGAAACCAGUAUCCGUGAGCUGCACGACAUGUUUGUGGACAUGGCUAUGUUGGUGGAGAGCCAGGGAGAGAUGAUCGACCGCAUUGAGUACAACGUGGAGCACUCCGUUGACUACGUGGAAAGAGCUGUGUCCGACACCAAGAAAGCUGUAAAAUACCAGAGCAAGGCUCGGAGGAAGAAAAUUAUGAUUAUAAUUUGUUGCGUGGUCCUUGGGGUAGUUCUCGCUUCCACAAUCGGGGGGACUCUGGGGUUGUAA